Molecule: messenger RNA, 3160 nt
Organism: Colossoma macropomum (tambaqui)
Lineage: Eukaryota; Metazoa; Chordata; Actinopteri; Characiformes; Serrasalmidae
Product: endoplasmic reticulum metallopeptidase 1
Exons: 15
Coding region: 81-2756 (891 amino acids)
Biological process (GO): proteolysis
Molecular function (GO): metalloexopeptidase activity
Source: RefSeq, a predicted model, not a curated record
CGCCCCUCCCUCUCCAUCCUCCGCUAGUUUGUUCCUCUGCGCGCUCCGUUCCGGGUCUGACCCAAGUGUUGUGGGUGAGUAUGGACGGUGGUCUGGACGGUAUGGAGCUCCUGGAGCGGAGGGUGAAGCCCCGCCGGCCCGCAGCCGAGCAGCCCGAGCCGCUCGGAGAGCAGCGCAGCAGGGAGCGGGGCGCUGCGGAGCGCGGGAACGGGAAGGGGAAGCCCGAGGCCGGCCUGCUGCAGCUGAGCGAAGCGGCGGCGCUGCUGCUGCUCGUGCUGUUCGUGGGCGCGCAGUGGGCGCUGGUGCAGCUGUCCGUCCAUCAGCUGCUCAUCGGCGGGGACAGCGGCGAGUUCAGCUCGGACAGAGCGAGGAAGCACCUGGAGCACAUCACAGGCGUGGGUCCGCGGCCGGUGGGCAGUGUGGAGAACGAGGUACUGACCGUCAACUACCUCCUGCAGCAAGUGGAGCUGGUGCGAGACGAGAGUGCCACCGGACCUCACGCUGUCACCCUGGACGUGCAGCGGCCCACUGGCUCCUUCAGCAUCGACUUCCUGGGCGGCUUCACUAGUUACUACGACCGUGUCACCAACAUCGCCGUCAGGCUCGAACCCAAGACAGGAGCUCAGCACUUCAUGCUGGCCAACUGCCACUUUGACAGCGUGGCCAACAGUCCAGGAGCGAGUGAUGACGCUGUGAGCUGUGCUGUGAUGUUGGAGGUGCUGCGCUCGAUGGCUAAUCUCUCCACUCCUCUGACACACGGAGUCAUUUUCCUCUUCAACGGAGCCGAGGAGAACAUCCUCCAGGCGAGUCAUGGCUUCAUCACCCGGCACCCAUGGGCGAAGCAGGUGCGGGCAUUUGUGAAUCUGGAGGCUGCAGGCGUUGGAGGAAAAGAGGUGGUGUUCCAGACAGGUCCGGAGAACCCGUGGCUGGUGCAGGCAUACGUUCACGCUGCUAAACACCCGUUUGCCUCUGUGGUGGGGCAGGAAGUCUUCCAGAGUGGGAUUAUUCCUUCAGACACGGACUUCCGCAUCUACAGAGACUUUGGCAACAUUCCAGGGAUUGAUCUGGCCUUUAUAGAAAACGGUUUCAUCUACCACACCAAGUACGACACUCCAGAUCGCAUCCACACAGACUCCAUCCAGAGAGCAGGUGACAACAUCCUGGCCGUCCUCAAGCACCUGGUCAUGUCUGAGAAGCUGGCUGACUCCUCUGAAUAUCGCCACGGCAACAUGGUGUUUUUCGACCUGCUUGGCGUGGUGGUCGUGGCCUAUCCGGCCAGAGUGGGCACCAUCCUCAACUACAUGGUUACCAUGGCAACCUUCCUCUACCUGGCCAAGAAGUGCAGCCUACCCAGCAACGCAGGUGGUCGGUAUGUGCGGGAGCUGGUGUACGCGUCCUGCGUGGCUCUGCUCAGCUGGUUCGUUACUCUCCUCUCCGUCCUGAUCGUGGCGCUGUUGGUCACUCUGAUUGGACGCUCCAUGUUCUGGUACAGUCACUUCUACACCUCCGUCUGCCUGUACGGCUCCGCAGCCGUGGGGAAGAUGCUUCUGAUCCACACACUGGCCAAGAACCUGUACUACGGGAGAGUGCGGAGGUUGGAGCUGGGGGAGCUGUUUUUUGACGUCAGUCUGCUGUUGUGGUGCUGCGUGCUGGUUUACCUCACUCAGCGGGGUCUCUGUUCUGCGUAUGUGCCCAUGCUGAUGGUGGCUUUUCCUCUGGCCACCAAACUCCUGCUCUCUCGCCACUUCAGAAACAGAGGUGCUUCACUGUCCUAUGCGGUUCUGUACCUGCUGGGUCUGGCUCUGCCGUACGCUCACCUCAUGUUCCUCAUCUGGGUGGUCUUCGAGAUCUUUACGCCCAUCAUGGGCCGCAGCGGCACUGAAAUCCCUCCCGACGUGGUGCUCGCCUCCCUUGUCACCGUGGCAACCAUCCUACUUUCAUCCUUCUUUAUGCACUUCAUCUACCUGGCGCGCAGCACUAAGCGUGUGUUGGGGGCUCUCGGGGUGGUCUUUACAGUGAUGUUCAUUCUGGUCUCUUGUGGCCUGUUUUUUCCAUAUUCAGCUGACCCAGCCAGCCCGCGACCCAAACGGGUCAUCAUACAGCACACCACGCGUACGUUCCAUGCUGUGGACGGGUCAGUGGAGCGGAUGGACUCCGGCCUGUGGAUCAACAGCUUGGACUACACGGGCAUGAGCCACGUCACCCCUCACAUCCCCGAGAUAAACGACACCAUCCGCACGCGCUGCGCCGAUGACCUGCCCUACUGCGGCUUCCCCUGGUUCCUCCCUGUCAAAUUCCUCAUCAGGAAGAACUGGUAUCUGCCGGCCCCCGCUGUGUCUCCGAAAUCACCGUUGGAGUUCAGGCUGCUGUCGAAGCAGCUGACAGAGUGGGGGGCAGUGAAGCUGAGCUUUGAAGCUAAAGGGCCGAGCCACAUGUCCCUGUACCUCCUGCCCCAGGCUGGUGCCUCCCUCACAGGCUGGUCAUUCGGGGACGGGACACCUCAGUUUGACUUGAAUGGAGAAUAUUUUAUAUUCUACUCUCACGGCCUGGACGCACCGACGUGGAACUUCUGGCUUGAAGUCCAGCCGCCUCCUGACCCUUCGGACGAAAAGGGCAUCAUCUCCAUGGCCAUCUCCUCCCAUUACUUCUUCGGAGAUGACCGGCGGACUCCAGAGUUGGACUCUUUGUUGCGGAAGUUUCCAGACUGGGCUUUCACUUCCUCUUGGGUCAGCAUGUACCAAAUGUACCGAUACUAAGGGUCCGCUGUUUUUUAGGGGCCUGCAGGUUAGGUCCUCAGAAAGCAUGUGCCCAGACACACACGCACUCAUCCGGCUUCUCGGCCCCCAGAGAGACCCGGGUCCCUGCGUCACUGUGUUCGCUCAUGACUGAGAGGAGGAUCUGCAGACAACCUGGCUCAUUAAACACUACUGUCACAGGUCAUUUCACAGUUUAAACGUUCCUCCUGUUUCCAGAUUCUUCUGUAUGACUGAAAUAGGGCUGCACGAUUCGGACAGAACAUCAGUAUUGUGAUUACACUGCUACGUAUUACAGUACAUUAAGAACACAAACAAUAACUAACGAGGCAGCAUGGAUAAAGACCAGCUUGGAUUAUUAUGACCACCAUAAUAAUGAUAGCACUUAUUAAAAAAUAUGAUUGGUU